Messenger RNA from Neurospora hispaniola, 495 nucleotides. RefSeq lists its product as uncharacterized. NCBI's taxonomy places the organism in Eukaryota, Fungi, Ascomycota, Sordariomycetes, Sordariales, Sordariaceae. The transcript is spliced from 7 exons. The record is from RefSeq and is a predicted model, not a curated record. Bases 1 to 495 code for a protein of 164 amino acids.
AUGAAAGACGGAAAUACGAGGCAAAUGGGCGCCGGCUACGUCCAGCACGUUGACGACAGCAGCAGUCUUGGCUUGUCAGUGAAGGUCACGAGGGAGGCCAACUUUGGGCCGGGUUACAUAUUUCGCCCAAUGUGCGGAGAAGGAAGCGUGAAAGGCACAUCUUCAGCAGAGACCCAUCCACUGACAUUGAGCCCGUACCUGAAGCCAUUCUUGAGAUGGGUUGGUGUCAUUAACCCUGUGAUGGCUUCCGUCCCUUAUUACAGCAACCUAAAUGCGGACAGAUUGGCGAAGCGGGGAGACAGAAGACUUCAUUCCGCGCCGCCAAGUCUUGCUUACCGCCUCACUCCGUGGUACGCGUUGCUGUGCCGUACCGCUCAGCCCGAUGAUGUUGUCAACGGUGGAGACAGCAAAUCUCGUCCGAAGAGGGCAGCCCUUGUUCCAUUUCCAGCGCGCUUUGACCACAGGCUGGAGCGUGCGGAUAGCUGUAUGCACUAA